AUGGUGUUCGCGGACCUCAAGCCGUUCCGCCAGACGUUCGCCGAGGACCUGUCGACGCUGUUCGCUCGCGAGGUGACGCUCACGCUGCGUGACACGACGUACCUCAUGGGCCGCGCCGUCAUGAUCAUCGUCAUGGGUCUGCUGUACGGCUCGACGUUCUGGCAGAUGGACGACUCCAACAGCCAGCUCAUCCUGGGUCUGCUGUUCUCGUGCGCCAUGUUCCUGUCCAUGAGCCAAGCCUCGCAGGUGUCGACGUACAUCGAGGCCCGGUCGGUGUUCUACAAGCAGCGCGGCGCCAACUUCUUCCGCUCGAGCGCGUACGUGCUGGCCACGUCCAUCUCGCAGAUCCCGCUGGGUGUGCUGGAGACGAUCAUCUUCGGCGCCAUCACGUACUGGUUCGGCGGCUACGUGGACGACGUGGGCCGGUUCAUCCAGUUCCUGGCCACGCUGUUCCUGUGCCAGAUGUGGUUCACGAGCUUCUUCUUCUUCCUCUCGGCCGCGUCGCCCAACCUGACCAUCGCGCAGCCGCUCAUGAUGGUGGCCGUGCUCUUCUUCAUGCUGUUCGGUGGCUUCCUCAUCUCCAAGGGCGACAUUCCGGACUAUUUGAUAUGGAUCUAUUGGCUGGAUCCGCUCGCGUGGUGCACCCGGUCGCUGAGCAUCAACCAGUACCUGGCCUCCAAGUUCGACGUCUGCGUCUACCAGGGCAUCGACUACUGCUCGCAGUACAACCUGACCAUGGGCAAGUACAGCCUCGGCGUCUUCGACCUGCAGACCGACUCCGUGUGGAUCUGGUACGGCUGGAUCUACUUCAUCGCGGGCUACUUCGUCUUCAUCUUCGCCUCGUACUUCAUGCUCGAGUACAAGCGCUACGAGAGCCCCGAGAACGUGGCCAUCGUCCAGCAGGACGAGCAGGCCGCCCGUGACCAAAUGGUCUACAACCAGAUGCCGACGACCCCGAAGGAGCAGCACAACGCAAUUGAGGUCAACGAUGCCAUCGGCGGCGUCCCCACCAUCAGCAUCCCGAUUGAGCCCACGGGCCGUGGUGUCGCCGUGCCCGUGACGCUGGCCUUCCACGACCUAUGGUACUCGGUACCGCUGCCCGGCGGCGCCAACGACGAACAGAUCGACCUGCUCAAGGGCGUGUCCGGAUUCGCUCUACCCGGAACGAUGACCGCGCUCAUGGGCUCCUCCGGCGCUGGCAAGACCACGCUCAUGGACGUCAUCGCCGGACGGAAGACCGGCGGCAAGAUCCAAGGGAAGAUCCUGCUUAACGGCCACCCGGCCAACGACCUGGCCACCCGCCGAUGCACGGGCUACUGCGAGCAGAUGGACAUCCACUCGGACUCGGCCACGGUGCGCGAGGCGCUCAUCUUCUCGGCCAUGCUGCGCCAGGACGCCAACAUCUCGACGGCGCAGAAGAUGGAGUCGGUCGAGGAGUGCAUCGAGCUGCUGGAGCUCGGCCCCAUCGCCGACAAGAUCAUCCGCGGCUCGUCCACGGAGCAGAUGAAGCGCGUGACCAUCGGCGUGGAGCUGGCGGCGCAGCCCAGCAUCAUCUUCAUGGACGAACCGACGAGUGGCCUGGACGCGCGCUCGGCCAAGCUCAUCAUGAACGGCGUGCGCAAGAUCGCCGACUCGGGCCGCACCAUCGUGUGCACGAUCCACCAGCCGAGCACGGAGGUGUUCAACCUGUUCGAUUCGCUGUUGCUGCUGCGUCGCGGCGGUCGCAUGGUGUUCUUCGGCGAGCUGGGCGAGGACUCGAAGAACCUGAUCAGCUACUUCGAGGCCUUCCCUGGCGUGAACCCGAUCAAGCCCGGAUACAACCCGGCCACGUGGAUGCUCGAGUGUAUUGGUGCUGGUGUUGGAGGUGGCAAGGCUGCUGCGAACGCGGACCCGUCGCAGCCGACGGACUUUGCCGACCGCUUCUUGGUGAGCGACCAGAAGGUGCUGAUGGAGGAGGACUUGGACCAGGACGGCGUGCUGCGUCCUUCGCCGCACCUCCCCGAGCUCAAGUUUAUCAACAAGCGCGCCUCGAGCGGCUACGUCCAGUUCGAGCUGCUGUGCCGCCGCUUCUUCCGCAUGUACUGGCGCACGCCGACGUACAACCUCACGCGCUUGAUGAUCAGCGUGGUGCUGGCCUGCGUCUUCGCCAUCAUCUACCAGGGCACCGACUACAGCACGUACAGCGGAGCGAACGCCGGCAUCGGUCUCAUCUUCGUGAGCACCGUCUUCCUGGGCAUCAUCAGCUUCAACAGCGUCAUGCCCGUGGCCGCCGACGAGCGCACCGCUUUCUAUCGUGAGCGUGCUAGCCAGAGCUAUAAUGCGCUCUGGUACUUCGUUGCCGGCACGCUGGUGGAGAUCCCGUACAUCUUCUUCUCGAGCCUGCUGUUCAGCGUCAUCUUCUUCCCGAGCGUCGGCUUCACGGGUUACAUCACCUUCUUCUACUACUGGGUCGUGGUCUCCAUGAACGCGCUGGUGUUCGUGUACCUGGGCCAGCUGCUGGUGUACGCGCUGCCGAGUGUGGCGGUGGCCACGACGCUGGGCGCGCUUCUGAGCUCCAUCUUCAUGCUGUUCGCCGGCUUCAACCCGCCCACCGGCAGCAUCCCGACCGGGUACAUGUGGGUCCACUGGAUCUCGCCGCCGACGUACAGCAUCGCCAUCCUGGUGUCGCUCGUGCUGGGCGAUUGCUCGGGCGACAAGGUGGGCUGCGACGUGCUGCAGGACGCGCCGCCCACGAUCGGGGACAUGACGCUCAAGGAGUACGUGGAGGAGACGUUCGACAUGAAGCACGGCGACAUUUGGCGAAACGCCAUGAUCUUGAUCAUCCUCAUCGUGGUCUUCCGCGUGCUGGCGCUGAUCUCCCUCCGCUACAUCAGCCACCUCAAGCGUUAAGCUAGAGUUCGUAGGACAGGCAUGCUAAGCAUCGGUAAAAUGAAAAAUUAGAAAUACAGAUACCGGUAGCUGUUAUU
This is a messenger RNA of Phytophthora sojae, 2966 nucleotides long. RefSeq lists its product as hypothetical. Gene Ontology annotation, cellular component: membrane. The coding region runs from base 1 to 2889 and encodes 962 amino acids. Gene Ontology annotation, molecular function: ATP hydrolysis activity; ABC-type transporter activity; ATP binding. NCBI's taxonomy places the organism in Eukaryota, Oomycota, Peronosporomycetes, Peronosporales, Peronosporaceae. Gene Ontology annotation, biological process: transmembrane transport. The transcript has a single exon. The record is from RefSeq and is a predicted model, not a curated record.